This is a messenger RNA of Pieris brassicae (large cabbage white), 1196 nucleotides long. RefSeq names its product parkin coregulated gene protein homolog. Gene Ontology annotation, molecular function: Hsp90 protein binding; Hsp70 protein binding. NCBI's taxonomy places the organism in Eukaryota, Metazoa, Arthropoda, Insecta, Lepidoptera, Pieridae. The record is from RefSeq and is a predicted model, not a curated record. The coding region runs from base 121 to 888 and encodes 255 amino acids. The transcript has 4 exons.
ACGAUCACGUUCCAAAAUAAACAAUCAGAGGCUCGCCCGUGAACAAAUUUGCUUUCUUAUUUUAUUACUCGUGUCAACAUUUUAUAAAGAUAUUAUCCGAUUUUGUAUCAUGUUCUAAUAAUGGUGUUGCUACCGCCGUGUACACCCGAUCUUUGCGGGAAAGAUUUCAGAAACUCCUUGAAGAAGCCGAGCCCAAACUAUCCCUAUGGAAAGAAAAAGGUGCGGAUUGUGCCUGCUUUUACUAUUCAGGCAAUGCAGAAGAACACAAAGGUGUUGCCGCCUCCAAAAUGCGGCGUUCUCGAUCCUUUGCCCCCGAGACCGACAAUGUUCAGAAGAUGUUAUCAAAGGGGUGAAUUUCCUCUCUCUAUUGAGUUCACCAGCAGCGGGAAACGACUACAGUGGAAGGUACCAAUAGAAAAUUUGGAUUUUCAUCAUUACCUGCCAAUUUUUUUUGACGGGCUCGCAGAAGGAAACUACCCAUUUAACUUUAUCGUCGAGAAGGGAAUCCAUGAUUUGGUCACAAAAGGGUCAUACAAAAUAUUACCUGUGGUCCCACAGCUGAUAAUACCUAUUAAAAAUGCGCUCGCGACAAAGCGCCCCACGGUGCUGUGUCAUGCGCUCAAGUGUAUACAGAUGCUUGUGACUGGGAGCGACCGGGUUGGGGAAGCGCUUGUACCUUACUACAGGCAAAUUUUACCAAUCCUUAAUCUGUUUAAGGAUCGAAAUCGUAAUCUGGGGUCAGGUAUCGAUCACACAUCUACCCGAGGAGAGAACGUUGCAGAUUUGAUAGAAGACACUUUGCAAAUACUCGAACGCUAUGGAGGACCGGAUGCAUUCAUCAAUAUAAAAUAUAUGAUACCCACAUAUGAGUCUUGCGUACAGAAUUGAGCUUGUCUAUUUUUAGCUUAGCUGGAAACUGCUAUAAAGUAACAUUAGAAAACCAUUUAUUUAAAUUAUAAUGAUUAUAUUUAAAAGGCUUAUUUCUAAUGCAAUAUUAAAUUCUAAAGUCUGAUUUAGUAUACUCAUUGAAAUAUUGUUAUUUACAUAAAGUAAAAGUUAAAAUAGUUUUAGUAUUAGUACCAUUAUAAAUUUCUAAGAGAUUAUUUAGCAUAAAUUCUGUUGAAAGCUUCGGUAGGCUCUAAAAUACGUUGUUUUGUACUCAUUUUGUUACGUUUUUGUUAUGAUAGUAUCUUUUU